CCAUCAGAGACUGAAUGCACAGAAUGUGAACAACACGCCCCUCUUAGUGAUCCACAGCUGGUAUCUGCAACAGCAACGAUAUUGACUUCCUGUGGUUUAGUUAAAGGUAUAUCAACAUACAGGAAGACCUGCCCCAACUGUAACAUGGUGUAUCGAUAUCAAGACUGGCAAGAUGGCAUCCACAAUUUCAACGAUCAUAUGCUACUGUCAGUACAUUUGUGCCUUGUACUGAGAAACGCACUGCAGACUCACACUGCUGUAAGCCGUAUCAUUGAAAUGAUUGAAUACACAGAAGGGGAAAGCUUUCCUAACAAGGAUCAGAUCCUUCACGCAUAUCUGUCAUUCGAGGGUCUGACUGAUCACGACUAUCUUUACGCAUGUGUUUCAUGUGGUUAUCAUCCAGCUGUAGCAGUCAUGGACCUCCAUAAGAAAGGUGUUUUCAGCAUGCCUGUUAGUGAAAUACCAAACCCACCGCAAAAUUACAAUGGAGAAGUGAAUGCAAAAUCCUUUUGGGAAUCUGUCACCAUGGAAGUGAUUAGUCAUGGACUUUAUCCAC
Austrofundulus limnaeus is the source of this 556-nucleotide messenger RNA. RefSeq lists its product as uncharacterized. NCBI's taxonomy places the organism in Eukaryota, Metazoa, Chordata, Actinopteri, Cyprinodontiformes, Rivulidae. The record is from RefSeq and is a predicted model, not a curated record.